Molecule: messenger RNA, 1487 nt
Organism: Bufo bufo (common toad)
Lineage: Eukaryota; Metazoa; Chordata; Amphibia; Anura; Bufonidae
Product: zinc finger protein OZF-like
Exons: 2
Coding region: 72-1487 (471 amino acids)
Biological process (GO): regulation of transcription by RNA polymerase II
Molecular function (GO): DNA-binding transcription factor activity; RNA polymerase II cis-regulatory region sequence-specific DNA binding
Source: RefSeq, a predicted model, not a curated record
AGUUUUUGCAUGAGAGAAAUUGCAGAGAUAACAGGUCAUUUUCAUGCUUGACAUGUGGAAAAUCUUUUAGCAUGAAAUCCAUUCUAGUUAGACAUCAGAGAACUCACACAAGGGAGAAUAUAUAUUCAUGUCCUGAAUGUGGGAAAGGCUUUAACAAUCAAUCAAAUUGUAUUCGGCAUCAGAGAACUCAUACAGGGGAGAAGCCAUUUUCAUGCCUAGAAUGUGGGAAAUCUUUUAGUCUGAAAACGUGUCUUGUUAGACAUCAGAGAACUCACACAGGAGAGAAGCCAUUUUCAUGUCUUGAAUGUGGAAAGUGCUUUAGUCAGAAGCCACAUCUUGUUACACAUCAGAGAACUCACACAGGAGAGAAGCUGUAUUCAUGUCCUGAAUGUGGGAAAGGCUUUAACAAUCAAUAUAAUUUUUCUAAGCAUCAGAGAUCUCAUACAGGAGAGACACCAUUUUCAUGUCUUGAAUGCGGAAAAUGCUUUAGUUCGAGAUCAGGUCUUGUUGCCCAUCAGAGAACUCACACAGGAGAGAAGCUGUAUUCAUGUCCUGAAUGUGGGAAAGGCUUUAACAAUCAAUAUAAUUUUUCUAAGCAUCAGAGAUCUCAUACAGGAGAGAAGCCAUUUUCAUGUCUUGAAUGCGGAAAAUUCUUUAGUUCGAAAUCAGGUCUUGUUGCCCAUCAGAGAACUCACACAGGAGAGAAGCUAUAUUCAUGUCUUGAAUGCGGAAAAUGCUUUAGUUCGAAAUCAAAUCUUGUUGCCCAUCAGAGAACUCACACAGGAGAGAAGCUAUUUUCAUGUCCUGAAUGUGGGAAAGGCUUUAACAGGAAAUAUAAUUUUACUAACCAUCAGAGAACUCACACAGGAGAGAAGCCAUUUGUGUGUUCUGAAUGUGGGAAGUGUUUUCAUGAGAAGUCAUGGCUUAUACAGCAUCAAAGAAUUCACACAGGGGAGAAGCCAUUUUCAUGUUCAGAAUGUGGGAAAUGUUUUGGUCAGAAAUCAAAUCUUAUUAGACAUCAGAAAACUCACACAGGGGAGAAGCCAUUUAUGUGUCUUGAAUGUGAUAAGUAUUUUGGUGCAAAAUCAAUGCCUAUAAAACAUGUUGUGGAACAUGAAAGACUCUACUUAGAGGAGAAGCAAUUUUCAUGUUCAAAAUGUGGGAAAUGCUUUAGUUCAAACUCAAAUUUUGUUACACAUCAGAGAACUCAAUCAGGAGAAAAGCCAUUUGUGUGUCCUGAAUGUGGGAAGUGUUUUAAUGUGAAGAGGACUGAGUCGGUGGAGCAUGGUGAAGCAAGAAAAAAAAGCUGGCAUCCCGCCAAACUCACCGAGUUCUUCCCGGCGGUAAGCGGCAGCCAAGAUGGCGCGGGUGGAAGUGCGGCCCUACGCAUCGCGGCUGAUCAUACCCAGACGAGCCCUGCAGCCUCUCCCUCGCUACAGGCGAGCAUCGAGGUCCCCAGCGAUUCGGAGGAUUACAUCCCAGUGUGA